AUGCGCACUUUGCAUCAGCUAUCGGAUGACGAAAGGAUGCACUAUCCAAAAGCGUGUCGAGCCAUUAAAGAAGACUUUUAUGUGGAUGAUGUCCUAACAGGCGGAGAUACAAUCAAGGAAGCGCAAACCUUACAGCAAGACCUUAUCAAAGUGCUACAAAAGAGAGGGUUUAAAUUAAGGAAAUGGGCAGCAAAUCACGAUAGUCUGUUGGAGUCAAUUCCUGUUUCCGAUAGAGAAGCGAACCUACCGUUAAGCAUCAACAAGGAAGAUCACAUCAAGACGCUAGGACUACGAUGGCAUCUAGCAAGGGAUUGCUUCUUCUUCAAGGUUACCUUAGAGGAGAUCUCAGGUACUGUGUUCACGAAACGACAAUUGCUUUCUGAGGUAGCCAAAUUAUUCGAUCCAAUGGGAUGGUUGCAGCCGUGUAUUGUCGUAGGCAAAAUAAUGAUGCAACAGUUGUGGUUACAACACAGAACCUGGGAUGAACCAAUCACAGAAGAACUUGAUGCGAAAUGGAGAAAAUUCCGUUCACAGUUGCCGGUUCUCCAGGAAAUUACUAUUCCAAGGUGGCUACACUGUAGUGAUACUGUAAAUAUUCAAGUCCAUGGAUUUUGUGACGCCUCAGAAGCAGCAUAUGCCGCAGUCAUCUAUGUACGCAUUGAGGAACGUGACGGUUCCACAACUGUUCAACUCAUAACGUCGAAGUCCAAAGUCGCACCGUUAAAAGUCCAAUCGAUUCCACGGUUGGAGCUAUGCAGCGCUGCGCUCUUGUGCGACCUGAUGUCAACUACGUUAGAAGCCCAUGGUUGGAAGGAUGUCAUUCCCUAUUAUUGGACAGAUUCGAUGAUCGUACUACAAUGGCUCCAAAGUCCAGCAGCUAAAUGGAAAGUGUUUAUCGCCAAUAGAUGGUGGAACGGCCCGGACUGGUUAAAGGAACAUCAAGACAAAUGGCCGAAAUCCAGAUUCAUAUGCAACAAAGCAGUCACCAAUUUAGAAGUACGACAAAAGGCAGCAUGUUUCACAACUAUUAAGGCAGAAGAAAAGGAGAAUUUAACGCAACAAUUCUCAUCAUUUACGAAACUCUCAGAUGAGCUCCGACAAACGCAAACCGCUCUCAUUAGGAUGAUUCAGCGAGAGGCAUUUGCAGACGAUAUCAGUCUACCCAACACUAACAAACCCUUGGCCAAGACUAGUUCGCUGAUUAGGUUAACACCGUUCCUCGAUUCAGACCAGAUCUUGCGGGUUGGUGGAAGGAUACAGCAGAGUGCUGCAAAUUUCGAUACAAAACACCCUAUACUACUACCCCGAGGACAUAUGGCUAAUCUGGUCAUAAAACAUUACCAUCAUCAAAUGCUGCAUGGUCCCGCUCAGCUAGUACACUCGACGAUUCGUACGAAGUACUGGAUCAUUGACGGGCUCACGGCCGUGAAACAAUUCGGGAGGAAAUGUACCCAUUGUUUCAGAAUGAACGGCAAACCGAGUCAACAACUGAUGGGAAUACUGCCUCAAGAACGAGUACGGCCAGGAAAACCUUUUGCUCGGAUAGGAAUUGAUUACGCUGGGCCAAUCACAAUUAAAUGGAGUAACGGUAGAGGGACCAAGACCACCCAAGCAUACAUAGUUGUGUUUGUAUGUCAAUCUACAAAGGCUGUACAUCUUGAGCUCGCUAGCGAUCUAACAGCGAAAACAUACAUCAUCUUCAUCCAUACGGAUUAA
Messenger RNA from Hermetia illucens (black soldier fly), 1716 nucleotides. RefSeq lists its product as uncharacterized. The coding region runs from base 1 to 1716 and encodes 571 amino acids. Gene Ontology annotation, molecular function: nucleic acid binding. NCBI's taxonomy places the organism in Eukaryota, Metazoa, Arthropoda, Insecta, Diptera, Stratiomyidae. The transcript is spliced from 3 exons. The record is from RefSeq and is a predicted model, not a curated record.